AAAAUAAAUACUAUUUCUCUUAAGCACCCCACCAUUGCGUUUUCACCUUCUAUCUUCCUUUCGGCAUAUAGCAGGAAAUCAACAUAUCGGGAUGGCACCCACCAAGUAUCAUCGCUUCCGCGGCGGCGAACGGUGCGACGAAUGCGGCGCGCGGCAAUGGUAUGCGCAAGAUGCUAUUCGGUAUUGCCGGAACGGACACCGUAUUGAAGGAUUUGCCGAGCACGAGGGCGACGAGGACGCCUUUGGCACCCAGGGAAAAGUCUCGCGGAAGAAAAAAGAACCUAAGAAAAAGGUUGCUGUUAAACUCGCCGGCGACGAGGGGAGAGAACUAUACCUCGAGGUCCUGCAGCUUAUACUGCUAAAGCAGGUUUGGUGGCUCGUCCGGGACAAGGGCUUCCCUGAGGACUUCGAGGAGAUCGUGAGGGCGCUCUGGGCGCUGAGGGUACGAAACCUACCGUUGAUGGAGAGCGGAGGGGGAACCCGUAAGAGGAAAGGAGACGUUGGUGAAGAGUCGGAUGGCUACGCGUCCAGCGCGCAGUUGUUUAGCUCCCAGAGCGAAGGGACGGGAGCCGAGUCGUCGGCUUUCGAUCUCUCAGAUGCUACGACGGCUACUUGGGCCCCAGAUGCCGGUAGGCGAUGGAAAUUGCCGAAGCUCGUCGAUACCUUGGCGUUGUGCUACUUGGGAUGCUUGGUGCGACGGUUACCGGCUACGACGGCAGAUUUCUGCGGCUGGGCGCAAAGGGGGGAGUUGGAUUUUCUUGCAGCGUUUAAUAACAUUCCACGUAAUGUCCGAGACCGUCUUCCCGCAGAGUAUCAUCGUGCUCUGCAAGUUAGGGAUCAUAUCCCAGCGGGUCGACUGCAGACAUCGGUGCAAGAACUGGUGAUAUCGUUUAAGGUCAACUUCGACACCAUCUUCCCGCCGAUAAACUAUCAACCCAUACUUGUGCGACUCAUAACAGAGUUGACUCUUCCAGUCGAAGUAUACCUCGUAGUGAAAUGUAUUACGGAGAUUUUAAAGACGGAUUACUCUUAUUCUAUCAGAGGAAAACGGAUUCGGGCGAUGGACAACCCAGAAGUACUACUACUCGCUCUGGUUGUCGUGUCGGCGAAACUGCUUUAUCCAUUAGAUGGCGUUGAGCGACUUCCCCGAAACCACCACGAUCCUCGAAGCAUGACUAUCGACUGGGGAAAGUGGCAGGAAAGUAUGCAAAACGAUACGGUGGAAACAUCGUCUACAUUAUUACGAGGCGAGGAGUAUCAAGUUACCCCUGAGGACGCCCUUACUAUGGGAAAAGGAAAGAUGGACGACUUCAUGGACUGGUUUGAGAAGAUGUGGAUAGGAGACGGCGAACCAAGAACGGCUGAAAGGGUUCGAGAGCCUUUUCAAGGACAAAAACGACUAUCGCAACCAAGCAGUCUAAACGAGCAACUAGGAAAUAGGGAGAGAGACCAAAUAAGGGGCAGAUAUGAAGCCUUGAACAACUCUAUGAAAAUACUCGAGACAGUUCCUAUUGACACCGAAGACUUAAACAAGAAGAAGCAGUCUCAAGAUUUCUGUCCGGUCUGGCGCACACCAGAAGAGCUCCCAGACGCGGCUAAAGCUUUCUACGGCAAGGCAGCGAAUCUUUCGUAUAUACCGUUACAUACGCUGGUACGAGGUGCUACGCAGGUGGAAAGGCAGUUGGAGAUUUGGUGUAUUCAGAGAGCUAAAGAGCGAAACAAGGGGAAGGGCAAAGCGGUUUGGACUGGCGAUGAUUCUGAUUAGAAUGAUUUUCAAUAUAACUAUAUGACUUUUAA
Messenger RNA from Daldinia decipiens, 1797 nucleotides. RefSeq lists its product as uncharacterized. Gene Ontology annotation, molecular function: RNA polymerase I core promoter sequence-specific DNA binding. The record is from RefSeq and is a predicted model, not a curated record. The transcript is spliced from 4 exons. Gene Ontology annotation, cellular component: RNA polymerase I core factor complex; RNA polymerase transcription factor SL1 complex. Lineage: Eukaryota; Fungi; Ascomycota; Sordariomycetes; Xylariales; Hypoxylaceae. Gene Ontology annotation, biological process: nucleolar large rRNA transcription by RNA polymerase I; RNA polymerase I preinitiation complex assembly. The coding region runs from base 92 to 1765 and encodes 557 amino acids.